AAGGAUCGGCCCAGUAGUCCCACACUCUCUCUGUCCCUCCAAAGCCGAGGUCGUUUUCCUCCGUCAGCCAUGGGAGGUGCAAGCAGCUUCCUUGCCAUGCUCGGCAUUGCCGGCUUCCUGGGGGCGGCGUGGACUGCCAGCAAGGUCUCCCGGCUUUUGGGGAUUUCCUCCAUUGUGCUUGAGAUCGUCGUGGGGGUCGCCCUGGGUCCCAGGGGCUUCGGUGUCGUGAGCCCCGUGUACACGGUCUGCGAGACCAAGCGCUGGGAUGACUGCGGCGGCCCGGAGGAUCUGGACGACAGGAUCGCGAACGGCCUUCCACUGGGAGCAACCUUGGGCCGCAUCGCCUCGAUGGAUCUCUGCCACGCUGCCGACUAUGACCACGGUCAUGGCCACGUUAAUGGGCACGGCCUCUUCAACGUGACCGUUGACUACGUGGGUGGAGCCACGCCAGUCGUGUCUGAGGAGCUUCAUGGGGACACCGACCACAGCGCCGACCACAGCGCCGACGACCACAGCGCCGACCACAGCGCCGACACCGCUGACCACAGCGCCGACACCGCUGACCACAGUGGCGGCCAUAGGCGUCUUUCGGGCGGUCACUACAGCAGCUACAAAGAGUGCCUCAUCAAAGAGUGCGAGCAUGAAGUCGACAACCAGUGCGGGUCAUUCCCAGACUUCUUCACGCUGAUUGGCCAUGCAGGUGUCGGGCUCAUGAUCUUCGAGAGCGGCAUGCACUUCGACUUUGAGAAAGCCAAGAUUGUGGGCCCUCCGGCGUGCUGCGUCGCUGUCUUGGGCACCAUCCUGCCGCUGAUUUUCGGCACCCUGCUGACCAUGGCCUUUGGCCGGCCCUUCAUGCCCGACGGCAUCUCUGCGGGGACUGCCCUUGCACCCACCAGUGUGGGCAUCGCUCUGCGCUUGCUGGGGGAAGCGGGGGUGCUCCAGGAGAACUUCGGCCAGGCCAUCAUCACAGCCGCCUUCGUGGAUGACAUCCUGUCCCUGGUGCUCUUCAAUGUUCUCUUCAGCCUGGGCGGUGAGUUCGACGCCUUCAAGACGAUUUAUGCCCCGAUCAUCGGCAUUGCUUUCAUGGGCUUUGCGUGCGUGCUGGCGGUGAAGUUUUGGCCCUUCUUCUUGAAGAAUUACAUCCUGGCAAAGGUGCCCAAGAAGGCCGAGGGCGCGAAGAUCUCUGCCGCGGACGAGGCGCUCUUCCUCUUCAUGUUUGCGCUGCUGUUCGUCUAUGCCACCAUCACUCACUUCUUGGGCACGCACCUGUGGGGCUGCUUCAUCGCGGGCAUGUCCUUCGCCUGCCUGGACCCCCCGCACCAUGCCCACCAUGUCUGGGUGAAGCAGACCAAGCGCCUGACCUCGUGGAUGAUCCGUCUCGUUCUUGCCAGCCACGAGGAGGCCUCCUUGCUGUCGCUGGGUCUAGAUCGGCGACAUGAGGAGCGGCUUCUGCGCUGUGCCUCUGCACCCCCAGGCGACAAGGGCUGCUGGGACACCCCGGCGCCCCCGGAGUUCGAGGUGUUCCUUCGCCUGGCGGACGGCCGCGGCUUCCGGGUGCACGUGAACACCAGCUGGGCGCCCGUCUUCGCACAGCGGUUCUGGCAGCUCUCCAAGCUGAGGUGGUGGGAGGAUGUGCCCAUCUACCGCAACGACUAUGUGAACACCACGGAGCGCUUCAUGAGCCAAUUCGGUUUAGUGGGUGCCCCGAGAGUGAACCAAGCCUGGACCGCCCACAAGACCUCGAAUCAGACUGCCCCGGCCUUGGUUUCCAACACCCGCGGCCGAGUGAGCUUUGCUAUGGACGCUGUUGUUUGCCAGCAAGGCGGCGAUGAUCCGUGCGCGCCGUAUCGUCCGAAUUGCACCGCAGCGGACUACUGCGCCGUCGGAUACACCACGGAGAUCUUCGUCAAUUACGGGGACAACUCGCGCCUGGACCCUCAUGGCUUUGCGCCGUUUGGGGAGGUGCGGGACAUGGACACCUUGGACGAUGUCGGCAAGACAUUGGGGAGAAUGUAUGGAGAAGUGCAGGAGCUCUGUGACAGCCCCAGCCCAUACUGUGUCUUCCGCAAUGGCAAAUGCCGGGGAGUGAACGUCAGCACAUUUCAGGCAAAGGGUCACUGGUACAUCAUGUCCGGGUUUCCAAUUAUGUAUGCUUUGCGAAUCGCAGAUGUGAAGACGGUCUGA
This is a messenger RNA of Effrenium voratum, 2184 nucleotides long. NCBI's taxonomy places the organism in Eukaryota, Dinophyceae, Suessiales, Symbiodiniaceae. The record is from the annotation of a GenBank genome assembly.